AUGGCCGCCGGCUGCCGACCAAUCAGCGGAGCCGCAGUUGGCGACGUCGCUGCGGACGGAGCUGAGAAGGCCUGGCAGAGCCCGAGCGAGCUGGAUAUCCAUCAGCGGGUGCACACGGGAGAACGCUCCUUCGACUGCUCGGAGUGCAGCAAGAGCUUCACCCGCUCCAGCCACCUGCUGCGGCACAACCGCGCGCACUCCGGCGAGAGGCCCUUCACCUGCUCCACCUGUGGCAAGAGCUUCAAGACGGCGGAUGUACUGAAGGUGCACCGGCGGGUGCACACGGGUGAGAGUCCCUUCACCUGCUCCACCUGCGGCAAGAGCUUUGCCAGGUUGUCAGGGCUGCGGGAGCACUGGCGGGUGCACAGUGGAGAGCGCCCCUACAACUGCGUCCAGUGCGGCAAGGGUUUCUCCCAUUCCAGCAGCCUGAUGAAGCACCAGCGCACCCACACUGGCGAGCGCCCCUACACCUGCACCCAGUGCGGCAAGGGCUUCACCCAGUCCGGCACCCUGCUGUUGCACCAGCGCACCCACACUGGCGAGCGCCCCUACACCUGCACCCAGUGUGGCAAGGGCUUCACCCAGUCCGGCACCCUGCUGUUGCACCAGCGCACCCACACUGGCGAGCGCCCCUACACCUGCGCUCAGUGCGGCAAGAGAUUCACCUGCUCCACCUAUCUGCUGUCCCACCAGCGGGUGCAUGCCGGCGACUGUCCCUUCACCAGCCCGGUGUGUGGAGAGCGCUUGGCCACGGCCUCCCACACCCUGCCUCACCAGCACAUGCACACCAGUGGCCAGCCCUACGACUGCCCGUACUGCGGUGAGGAGUUUGACAGCUCACGGGGGUUGCGGCGACACCGGCGGACCCACGUCGGCGACCAGCUGCUCCCACUGUGA
Messenger RNA from Amblyraja radiata (thorny skate), 897 nucleotides. Its product is annotated as zinc finger protein 239-like. Gene Ontology annotation, molecular function: DNA-binding transcription factor activity, RNA polymerase II-specific; RNA polymerase II cis-regulatory region sequence-specific DNA binding. NCBI's taxonomy places the organism in Eukaryota, Metazoa, Chordata, Chondrichthyes, Rajiformes, Rajidae. The coding region runs from base 1 to 897 and encodes 298 amino acids. The transcript has 3 exons. The record is from RefSeq and is a predicted model, not a curated record. Gene Ontology annotation, biological process: regulation of transcription by RNA polymerase II.